AUGAUGAAGGGCUUCUUCAAGGCCCUCGCGGCGGCUGCGCUCGCAACGGCUUCUGUAGCUCAGGAAUCGGGGACCAACGGGACAGGUAGCCCAGCCCCGACCACAUUGAUCACCUCCCGCGUCCCCGAGGCUUCCGCGCCCCCGGGCUCCGAGUUGCCUACCGCCGCUCCUAUUCGUGUCCGACUUAAUCCGGCCAACGUCCGAAAUCUCGCUGAUUCCGACUACACCACGUGGACCAUCCCCGGGGCAUCGACCUCUAACCUCACAGUUGAUAAUGGUGUUUCUUUUAUUCUCACUGCCGGAAACAAUGCUGAGCUUUCUGGCAAUUAUUACAAGUACCAGUACACGCGUUUUCUCUCUUCUCUCGGAGAGCGAGUUGUAAACCAGGGCAUCAGCACCUCAACAAAGGAUGGAGCCGCACUCACACUCUCUAUCAAGGGUCUCGCUGCAGGAAAGCACAGCCUGUUGACAUGGCACAACGCCUGGGACAAGCUUGACAGCACGGCAACUCUUGAUAUCACCGUUGACGGCGAAAGCGCUCACACUGGCUUCAACCAAUCUUCUCGUGUCGACAACAUCUGGGAGGCCGCGACGUCAUACGUGACUUUUGAGGUUACCUCUUCAACCCAGGAGGUGAAGGUGGUCUAUACGCCUAAAGGCGCUGACCAGCGCGCGUUCAUCAACGGCUUCGAGGUCGACAGCCCGGAGAUUAAGAACCAGAUCAGCUUCCCCACACCGAAGCAUCGCGACGAGCGCAUCGAGGUAGACGGCGAGAAGAGCUUCAAGGCUUCCUGGCGCGCCCCUGCUUCGGCGGCCGGCGUCAAAUACAACGUUUUCCUUGGCACAUCUCCUACCGAGCUCAAGAGCGUUGUUGAGGGUGCCACCGAGACCGAGGCUACUUUGACUGGACUCAACACCCUUGACACGUUUUACUGGCGCGUUGAUGUUGUGUCUGGCGACGCAACUUACACUGGUCGCGUCUUCAUGUUCCGCGUGGCACAGUUGGCCUUCCCCGGUGCCGAGGGUUGGGGUCGUCUCGCUCGUGGUGGUCGUGGUGGCAAGGUCAUCAAGGUGACUAGCCUUGAGGAUACCAACGAUGAGGGCACUCUUCGCUAUGCUCUGACCGUCGCUAAGGGUCCCCGCAUCGUCGUCUUUGACGUUGCUGGCGUCAUCACCACAACCUCCCGCAUGUCCGUUAACGACCAAUACAUCACUGUUGCCGGCCAGACAGCUCCUGGAAAGGGUAUCGUGAUCCAAGGUUUCCCUCUCGGUCUUACUGGCGCGUCCGACGUCAUUUUCCGUCAUGUACGAGUUCGCCCGGGUAAGGUUUCCGGGCAGACUAUCGAUGGUAUGGGUAUGCAAGGCUCAAACCACUGCAUUUUUGACCGUUGCUCUAUGGGUUGGACUAUCGAUGAGGCGUUUAGCUCGCGAUCGGCCUGGAACAUUAGCUUCCAGCGAAACAUGAUCUCAGAGCCUUUGAACGUUGCCGGUCACAAGAACUACCCCGCGGGCACAGCCCACGGAUACAGCGCUACUAUUGGCGGUGAUGUUGGCUCUUUCCACCACAACCUCCUCGCUCACGCUGAGGGCCGAAGCUGGAGCAUGGGAGGUGGCGUUGACGACAACGCUGCUUUUGCUGGCCAACUUGAUAUUCGCAACAACGUCGUCUACAACUUUGGCGGCCGUGUGACCGAUGGCGGAGCCAAGAAGGUCAACUUCGUUGGUAACUACUACAAGCCUGGUCCUGCCAGCACCCUCACCUACACUUUGAAGGCUACAUACGAGGAUAACAUGCCCGGUAUGCAGCAGUACCACUGCGCGGGCAACUCCAUGUUCGGUGUUUUCGACCAGGACUCGGUUCAGUACCCUCCUGGAGACGGCACCUCCAUCAAGACCAAAAUUGCAUGCUACGCCGCGGUUUCCUUCUCCCCCGCACCGACCUACCAGAGGUUCUUCGAUAAGCCAUUUUUCGAGCCCCACGUGGACACUCAGCUCUCAACUGAGGCCUACAAGCGCGUCCUGUCAGACUCUGGUGUCAGCCAGCCAGUCCGGGAUGAGCAUGAUACUCGCAUCAUUAACGAGACGCUGACAGGCACCGCCAAGUACACCGGCUCUGUGUCCGGUAAGAAGGGUCUCAUCGACGACCCGAAGGACGCUGGUGGCCUUGAGAGCUUCCCUGAGGCCAAGCGCUCGGCGACCUGGGACGCCAAUGGAGACGGCAUUGCUGACUGGUGGGAUGGCUCCACCGGCGGCGACGGCUACACUCCUAUUGAAGGAUACCUCAAUUUCAUGGCUGAUCCGCACGCCUUUGUGUCCCCCUCCAAGUCGGUAGAGAUUGAUCUUGCUGCUUUGGCGUUGGGCUUCAAGAACCCUACCUUCACCGUCGCAGGUGCAACAAAGGGUAAGGUUACCGUCUCUGGAACUAAGGCGACAUACGAGGCCGGAGCGGAGAAGGGUGUUGAGUCCCUCGACGUCAGUAUUAAGGAUAGUGAAGGCAGCUCGUGGACGAGGAAGUUUGGCGUUGCCAUCUUUGAUGACGCGGAGACUGCUUAG
This is a messenger RNA of Colletotrichum truncatum, 2553 nucleotides long. Its product is annotated as pectate lyase. The record is from RefSeq and is a predicted model, not a curated record. NCBI's taxonomy places the organism in Eukaryota, Fungi, Ascomycota, Sordariomycetes, Glomerellales, Glomerellaceae.